CCAAGCGAGGGAGCGUUGCCAGGCGAUGGCGGCCACCGGCGGCGGCGGCGGCGGCGGGGUCUUCCCUUUUCGGGAUGCCCGCUGGGACCCGGACCCGACGCUAGAGGCCCUGCCGGGAGUGCGCUUGCCAUCCCCGGCGCCUUUGGUGCUGGACAACGGCUCCUUCCAGCUGCGGCUGGGCUGGGCCUCUUCGGACGCCUCGGUGCCCGGGGAGCCUCUGCUGCGCUUCCGCUCGCUGGUGGCCCGGAGCCGAGGCGCCCGAGGAGGGGCCGGGCCCGAGACCCAGGUGGGCAACGACCUGGGCAGCCCCGAGCCCCUCCGCUGGCUCCUCCGCUCGCCCUUCGACCGCAACGUCCCCGUCCAGAUGGAGCUGCAGGAGCUGCUCUUCGACCACGGCUUCCAGCGCCUCGGACUCGCCUCGCAGCAGGGCCGCGUCGACCAUCCAAUUGUGGUGACAGAAGCCGUCUGCAACCCGCUCUAUUCCAGGCAAAUGAUGUCGGAGCUGCUCUUUGAAUGCUACCAAGUGCCAAAGGCCUCUUACGGCGUGGACAGCCUCUUCAGCUUCCGCCACAACCAGAGGCAAGGCUGGCCCAGCAGCGGCCUCGUCCUCUCCUCCGGGUAUCAGUGCACCCACAUCCUGCCAGUCCUGGAUGGCAGGUUGGAUGCUAGAAACUGUAAGCGUAUAAAUAUUGGAGGGUGCCAGGCUGCUCUGUACCUUCAGCGUCUUCUACAGCUAAAAUACCCCGGGCAUUUCGCUGCCAUCACUCUCAGCCGCGUAGAAGAAAUACUUCAUGAACACAGCUAUGUUGCAGAAGAUUACAAAGACGAAAUGCAGAAGUGGAGAUCACCUGAAUAUUACGAAAACAAUGUGCAUAAGAUGCAGCUGCCUUUUUCAAAUAAACUCCUGGGGAGCACUCUCACAUCUGAAGAGAAGCAGGAGAGGCGGCAACAGCAGCUUCGACGCCUUCAAGAGCUUAAUGCUCGCCGGCGAGAGGAAAAACUUCAGCUUGAUCAAGAGAGGUUGGACAGACUGCUUUAUGUUCAGGAACUGUUGGAAGAUGGUCAGAUGGAUCAGUAUCACAAAGCUUUGGUGGAACUUAACAUGGACUCUGCUGAGGAACUUCAGUCUUACAUCCACAAACUGAGUUUGGUCAUUGAACAAACUAAACAGAAAAUCCUACAGGCAGAAGCUAGUGUCGAAGUGGAUGUUGUGGAUAGCAAGCCAGAGAUUCCUGAUUUGGAUCCAUUGGGCGGUGAACAAUCCAUAGAAGAUGUGGAAAGCAUUAAUGAAUUUGAGCCUUUAUUUGCUGAAGAGCAACCUGAAGCAGAAAAGCCGGUCACUACAGUUCAGCCUGUAUUUAACCUGGCGGAAUACCAUCAACUCUUUCUUGGCACAGAAAGAAUCCGAGUUCCUGAAAUUCUGUUCCAGCCAUCCUUGAUUGGAGAAGAGCAGGCUGGGAUAGCUGAAACCAUGCAGUUUGUCCUGGACAGGUACCCUAAAGAGCAGCAGGAAAAGCUUGUCCAAAAUGUCUUCCUUACUGGUGGCAACAUGAUGUAUCCUGGAAUGAAAGCCAGAAUACACAAGGAACUGCUUGAAAUGAGACCAUUCCAAUCAUCUUUUCAGGUACAUCUUGCUUCAAAUCCUGUUCUAGAUGCAUGGUAUGGUGCUCGGGAGUGGGCCUUACAGUACAUGAACCAUGAAGAAGGCUGGAUUACUAGGAAGGAUUAUGAAGAAAAAGGUGGUGAAUACCUUAAGGAACACUGUGCUUCCAAUGUCUAUGUACCUAUUCGUCUCCCAAAGCAGGCUCCAAGAACUGUUGAAACAUCAGGAUCCACUAAAGCACCAGGAACUGUGACAAACAAUGCCUCUGAGCAGGCAUAAUCUGCAGAUUGCCAGGGUAUGUAAUCUCAAAAUAGGAAUGGCCCAUGUCGAGGAUACUGUUUUCCAUAGCAGUGAAGCAGCUGCCAUUCACAGAACUGAACAUGAAUUUAGUUAGCUUCAGCAUUUUUUGGUGGGCUUGGUGCUCAUGGCAUCUCAGAAAACAUAAUCCUUUGAUGGAACGACAAAAGUCUUUCUCUAGUUCCUGUAUCAAGUCCUGAUUGUACUAUGUUCAUGGUUGCCAUGGAAUAAUUAUAGGCUUUACAUCAGGAUUUGGUGUAAAAAGAGCAAAACAGAUAUUUCAGAGAAAAUGCUCAUUGGCCUCAUUGAGGCUAUCAUCUUAAUGUGUUUCCUAAACUAAGAAACAAAGUUGUAAAAUAUAUUAGCAAUGUAAAUAAAAAAAUUAAUUCUUUAUGCCUU
Molecule: messenger RNA, 2299 nt
Organism: Sceloporus undulatus (fence lizard)
Lineage: Eukaryota; Metazoa; Chordata; Lepidosauria; Squamata; Phrynosomatidae
Product: actin-related protein 5-like
Exons: 9
Coding region: 26-1882 (618 amino acids)
Biological process (GO): regulation of DNA-templated transcription
Cellular component (GO): Ino80 complex; cytoplasm
Source: RefSeq, a predicted model, not a curated record